GCCAACCCAAAAGAUAUAUAUGAAGUUGAAUACAAGCUGCCACGGCUCUAUGCAAGACUGUUGGGUUUCCUUUAUUCCCCAAUGAUCUUUGAUUCUUCACCACAUUGGAAGAGAAGGAGGCUCACUACCAUUGAUCCGAUGGAUGAAGUUGCUGCCAAGGCUGCUCUUGAAGCUGUGAAACAAAAGUUUGGCCGUGAAAUCCAUGUAUUUGAAACAUCAACAACUUCUCAAACACCAGAUGAAGCAUCCAAUAGUGAGGAGACAGAUGACUUCUAUGAGUUCACUGCAGAAGAUUAUUAUCGAAUUUUGGCCACCAAAAAGGAAGAUAAAUUCUUGAAGACACGAAAAAUCCGAGAAGCAGAAGAGGCUGCUCGCAAGUCGAGAAUAACAAAAGUGCCGACUGGACCUUCCUUUGCUGUCAUUCGGGUGAGAUUCCCUGAUAAUCACACUUUAGAGGCCACAUUUCAUCCAUCGGAGACACUUCAGAGCUUGGUUGAUCUCCUUAUGAAAGUGAUUGCUCAACCAGAACUACCAUUCUACAUAUAUACUGCUCCCCCUAAGAAGCAAAUAAAAGAUAUGUCACAGGAUUUUUACUCUGCUGGGUUUGUUCCUGGUGCAAUCAUCUAUUUUUCAUAUGAUCAACCAAAGGGCAAUGAUGGUGCAGCUGGAAAUUCGGGUGCCUGCCUUCGAGAAGAAAUCAUGUCUUUGAAAGGGUUACAUCUUGUCACUGAGCUGGUAGAACCCGUCCGACCUGCAAUUGAACCUGAAGCUGAAAAAGCGGCUCCUCCCCCUGUUGCCCAAGAGCCCAAGCCUGCUCAGAAAAAACCUGUUAAGCCAAAGUGGCUGAAAAUGUGAUGUCUGAUUCUUCCAAAAUGCAGGAAAGCUCCAGCAAGUGACAUCAAUUGUCCAAUUUUUAUAUUAAUCUGUCAUGAAGGGGGGUAGAUAGCAAACUGGGCAAAAUCAUCCAUGAUUAAGUAAAGGUUAAAAGCUUCAAGAGGUCAAACUAUAUCUCUUUGCUUUUGGCAACCCUCAUGUGUUAAUUUUAUACUACAUCUUCUGUUUCGUGUGAAUUUAGGUGUAUCAUGCAUCAAUCUAUCAGAAGUUAGUGUGGUUGCUUUCUUUUCUUAAAUUGCUUUGAA
This is a messenger RNA of Vitis riparia (riverbank grape), 1139 nucleotides long. RefSeq names its product plant UBX domain-containing protein 1. The transcript is spliced from 8 exons. NCBI's taxonomy places the organism in Eukaryota, Viridiplantae, Streptophyta, Magnoliopsida, Vitales, Vitaceae. Bases 82 to 855 code for a protein of 257 amino acids. Gene Ontology annotation, molecular function: ATPase binding. The record is from RefSeq and is a predicted model, not a curated record. Gene Ontology annotation, biological process: protein-containing complex disassembly.